Bufo gargarizans (Asiatic toad) is the source of this 4342-nucleotide messenger RNA. RefSeq names its product SKI/DACH domain-containing protein 1-like. The record is from RefSeq and is a predicted model, not a curated record. The transcript has a single exon. Bases 306 to 2615 code for a protein of 769 amino acids. Lineage: Eukaryota; Metazoa; Chordata; Amphibia; Anura; Bufonidae.
AGCACAUUCCAGGAUUCCGAGGGCUCUCAUGCACUGGGGGGCUGCACCAGGACUCAGGUACUGCAGCCUCUAACAAUGGAGAGCUGCCAGUCCUCUCUAUGGCUCUAGGACCUGCCUAUCUGUCUCUGCCUGGAUCUCCAGCUGUACAUGUGACUAGUCCUAUAGACUUUAUAGGGCAAUCAGCAGGCUUUCUCUUCCUUCAAGCAAGGAUGCCUUGAGACUGCAAGCAUCCGGAUCUGCAAGCACCACCACCACCAUCACCACCUCUGCUUUGCCAAAUGCUGAGGAGGCUAUGACCCAAAGCAAUGGGUGAUCUGGAGUCUGGCUUUGAAGUGGUGGAUGGAGUCAGGCUAGGAUACCUAGUCAUACAAGGCAAGCAGAUGUUCGCCCUGUCUCAGGUCUUUACAGAUCUCCUGAAGAACAUCCCAAGAACCACAGUGCACAAGCGCAUGGAUCAUCUAAAAGUGAAGAAGCACCACUGUGACUUGGAGGAGCUGAGGAAGCUCAAGGCGAUCAACUCCAUAGCUUUCCGUGCGGCCAAAUGCACUCUGAUCUCCAGAGAGGACGUGGAAGCCCUGUACACCUCCUGCAAGACUGAAAGGGUCCUCAAGACAAAAAGGAGGAGGAUAAGCAGACCACUGUCAACAAAAGAGCACCCUUCCCCCGACCCUUACUGCAGUUUCUGGAAGGAGAACAAAGUUUGGCUGGGUCUGAAUGAAUCUACCAAGCCAAUCAAGAGAAAAGCCUUUGCUCCUGGAGAACCAGAUCUUCUACCGGCUGCUGAUCUACCUCACUUUCUAAGUAAAUACACUGGUCACAGCUACCCACAAAUAGCAAGGUCUCCUUGCAAAACCCCUGGAAACUAUGAAACUCCUCAGAUCCCCGGAGACUGUGUAGCAGCUUUCCACUCCAGCCUGCCCUACUUCAGGGGCGUGCUGUGCAGCAAGCACCCUGCCUACUACUACCAACCAGCCAUUGCCCAACCCAAGCUAGGCAGCUCAGUGACUUACAGAUACAAAAGGAGAAGGUCUUCAGCGGACAAGGACUCCUCAUUCCACAGCAGCAGCAGCAGCAGCAGUAGGAGGUUCUUCUUUUUACCCAAGCCCUACAGAUCCAAAGGAACCCCCUUGUGCCUGGAGAGGAUCCACCUGGUCAAUGGCUUCUGUGCCCAGCACCUGGAUGUCCUACAGGAGGGUUACAGCAGCGACUCAGAGUCCAGUUCUGCUGCCAAUGACUCGGAUUUUGGUUCUAGUUUGUCCAGCAGCAGCAACUCUGUGUCCUCCGACGAUGAGGAGGAAGAGGAGGAGGAGGAGGGAAGCCUGUCUGACUCCAGUGAGCUGAGCUCUGAUGAGGACAGCUCCUCUGAGUCAGACAGCAGCUCUGUGUCCAGCCAGGUCUCAGUGGAAAGCAUACGAUUCAGGAGAACUAGUUUUUCCAGCCCUGCUCACAUGGCCCAAGCAAACCUCCUCUGCCAGUUCCCCAGGUCCCCUAGCCCUAGUUCUGGUAAGGCAACUCACUGUGAGAUUAAAUCCGAAAGCCAGGAUUGGAGUCACCAAGGCUUUAGGAGUUCUGGGAUGUAUUGUGCUCUUGGGGGCUCCUUUCCUGAGAAAACCUCUGGGAUCCAUCUCCCACUUUCUGCUUUCUCCUCUAAUGCUAAGAGAAGUGACAUGACAAUUAACUGUGAGGGGGGCUCUUCACCUAGCCCAAAGAAAAAACAGACAUUCUUACCACAACAAAGGAUAAACAGGGAGAGCAAGCCAUCCACUCUCUCACCAUGUGUGCAAAGGAAUACCACAACCCCCAGCUCCUUACAUUGUGUGUCUGCAACCACCACUGAGAAGGGGGACAAAUUGUGUAGAGGGGAUGUGCCUGAAAACUCGGAGCAGCCUCACAAUAGUGGGGUGAAGGCAUGCACUGAUCUAGCCUUUCUGCACAAUGUCAAAAUUAAAAUUGAGGACAGUAGUGGUCAUGAAGAAUACCAUAACCAGCAUAAGCUAAACUAUGAGUGCAAUGUUGCUAAGGAUGAGCUUGAUAGUGAUAGGGGGGAGGAUAAAACCGAGGGGGCUUUAGUCAAAGCCAAACUGGACUCUGUGUGCACUGAUACUAAACAACAAACCACUUCUGGAGAUACUGUGACUCCAAGUGAGGAGGACCCUCCAUGCACUUUAGAUACACCCAACAAGCCUGAGGAUGGAGAUUACAAAUAUGGUGCUAAGGUCAGGAAAAAUUACAGGACACUGGUGCUAGGAAAAAGACCUAUAUUACAGACAACUCCCUGCAAGCCCAAUCUGAAAUCUGCAAGGAGCCCAAGAUCCCCAGGUAAAAGUGAAUUUUUUGAAGGGACACUGGAUGGUAUUACAGUGACCAAUAGACGCAAAAGGUUAGCCAACAAUGUAGCUUCUACAGUAAAAAGACCUUUUAAUUUCAUGGCAAAUUUCCCCAGUCCACCGUCAUUGAUUAUUGGCAAAGAGGGAGAUUUAGUCCCUGCCUACUCCUUAAACAGCACAAAGGAUUCUUACCCACCCCACAAGGCCCAUCCUAUUUGGAAAUGGCAGUUGGGUGGUUCUCCAGUACCUCUCCCUCCUAGUCACAAAUUCAGGACAUUUCAAUCAUAAUUUUUUUUUUUGUAUGGGGAUAUUGUUUUUUCCCCCCCUAUGGUUGCAUCAGCCCUUUUUUUUUAAAUAUAUAUAUUAUAUUAUUAUUAAUUAUUAUUAUUAAUUUGGAUUUAUUUGCCCUGACAUCUCCUGGAGAAGGACAUUGUGGAUGCUAUUUUCAUUUACAAUAUGGAAUUUUCACUUGGUUACAUUCCUCAGACUACUCAGUGCUUAAAGACUUGCAUUAACCCUGGCCUUGAAUGGAAGUUGUUUCUUUUUAAUUUUUUAAUUUUAAUAUUUUUUAUUUUAUAUAUUAUUAUUUUAUUUUUUGCAAAGCACCCGGUACCUCAGUUCAUCUGCUACAAAACAAAUGUCAAAGCAUUUCAGUGUAAUAAAAAGAAACUAUAGUAUGAGCCAUUUGCAUUUUCUGCACUAGAUUUGGAAAGUUGAAGUAUGACUGUGUCAUUUGUUGCACAAUAUGGGUCAUCCAUGAAUAAUUAGAUGUGGCAGAUUUUACUUUAAUAUUUGGGUGAGAGGGUGUUUUUUGUGGUGUUUUUUUUAUUUCAUUUUAUUUUAUUUUUCAAGAGCAGUUGCACUUAACUCGUUUUUAUGGACUGGAAUGGUCUUGGGCCUAGAUUUAGCUCAGGCCUUGGGAAAAUAAGCUGCCUCAACAACUAGUGAAAAUAAAUAUGUCAUUGUAUUUUGUUAAAUGAUGUCUUUUUACGUGCACAAUCAUACAGUGUGUAGUGAAAUCGCAAUUGUAUCCAAAGGUCUCUCUUUUUCUGUAUCACUCCCCUAGCAUCUGAUCUAAGAGAAGCGUGACAUUUCUAUUCUCCCAAAAUAAACAUAUACCUGGCUUAGAGAAGACUGUGCAGAUGAAGAGAGUCAUAUUAUAAAUGUAACAGAGUGCUGUGAUGAUAUUGUGAUUUCUUUUUUUUUUGUAUUAUUUUUUCUUGGUAGAGGCCCCAUUAAUACCCCCCUGUGACAAACUGCAUUAUUCCUUGUAGCUCAAGAGAGAGAGAGAGAGAAAAAAAAAACUUGAAUGGUCAAUAUAAAGCCUGGAGAAUUUCUGCAAAUGACAAUCACAGUCAGUUCUCUACACUUGCACUUAUAAACUCAGUUUAGUAAAUAUUGUAGAGACCCAUUGGUGUAAUUUUUUCCCCGUGUAAUGUGUUGACAGCAGUAAAUCAAAAAUAAUGGAAAUUUGCACUGUUGAGAGCAUGUUUCGCCUUCGUUGAAAUUAAAAAGAAAAAAAAAAAUGAAAAAAAAAACAAACCCUGGAAAACCACUGUUUUCUUGAACGAACACAAUUCAAUUCAUCUUGAUUAUUUUAUAUACUUUUUAUUAUAUUAUUGAGUCUUAUGGACUGAGGUGUUGCUAAGCAUUUCUGAAAAUGCAUUUUUUUUUAUUUUUGUAAUAAGGAAGGUCUAAAUGUUGUGCAUUAAAAAAAUAUAAAUCAGGAGGCAGUGUUUUUUUUUUAAUACAGGAGAAUUUUCAGCAAACAGUACAUUUUACACACUUGUUUGGGAUUUACAUAUUUUCUUUCAUGGUGCAAGGUCUAAAAUGAUUAAAAAAAAGAUGGUGUUAAUGCAUUUUCAAAUGGAAGUUACGUCUGAAUUUAGAUGUCAGGCUGUUUCAGUGACACAGUUGUAUUAUCUUUAUAUUAAAGAGUGCUGUGCUCCAUAGAUCAAUAUUUCCAGGGUAACUUUUUUGUUAUUUUCUCUAUGGCCUGCCAUGCAGUGUAGGUU